This is a messenger RNA of Neocloeon triangulifer, 3042 nucleotides long. RefSeq names its product run domain Beclin-1-interacting and cysteine-rich domain-containing protein (gene Rubicon). Lineage: Eukaryota; Metazoa; Arthropoda; Insecta; Ephemeroptera; Baetidae. Gene Ontology annotation, cellular component: intracellular membrane-bounded organelle. Gene Ontology annotation, molecular function: phosphatidylinositol phosphate binding. The record is from RefSeq and is a predicted model, not a curated record. The coding region runs from base 133 to 2874 and encodes 913 amino acids. The transcript is spliced from 10 exons.
AAUGACGCACGGUCGUGUCGGUGUCGGUCCGUCUGCUGACUGCUGACCAAAUAUUGGCUUUGACACUUCUCGUCCCCGCAUUCUGCGGCCGAAAUUUAUAGAGUCCGAUGUGAACGGACGAGAGCGCCGAAAAUGAGCGCCGACGAGCAGGACGAGGCGUGUCGGCAGCUUCUGCAGACCCUGAAGGGCACCGCCGAGGGCCUCCUCGCGGGUCACUCAACCAACGUGUGGAGUGUUUACGGCGGCCUGCAGCGGUUGCACUCGGCCGUGCUCAAGAUCCUGCAGCACGGCCUCAGGAUUCACGACCCGCAUGGCAUUCCAGACCCGUGGGCCUUCGUCGAAGCUCUGCAGUGGCUGCAGCCGUCGCUGGCCUCCUCACCACCUUUCCGGCCGUCCCUGCUAAAAACUGCAAUGACUUCCUGUGCUGACGACGAUUCAUCAAAAAAUGAAUCACGCAGAAACGAGCAGUACUCGGAGUGGCUUUUCAAAAGCUUGGAGUCACACAGUUUGUCAGCCAAGUUGUCUUGGCUGCUCUCAGACCGGAGUCACUUGGAAUCUUGCUACGAACCUUUUGCUUAUUUGCGCAGACCGAAGCAUUCAGAGGCCGCCCUGAUUUGUCUCAGGGCUGUUGAGCAAGGACAGCCGUCCCUGUUGAAUGAUUUGGACCCCAGACUGUACCUGAGUCAACUGAGCACAAAACAGUUUGUCCGAUCGCACCGGCGUUGCUCGUCUUUCCCUGACAACGUGCGCCCCUUCAUGAGACUGACCCGGAGGUCAACCACGCUGCCGCACCUCAAGUUGCUGCCCACAACCAAGCUGACCCUCGAGCGGCAAUGGAGCAGCGAGCCGAGUCUCUUCAACACGCCCAAACCAAAAACCCGAGACCGAAGUUCGACGACGUCAGACGUCAAUCGGAAAAAGAAAUUCAACGUCGAGGCCGCGCUGCAGGAGUUGAAACUCGUGUGCCAGGCCAAGGAACGGCGGCACUCUAGUCCGAGGAAGGAGACUCUCAGGAGACCCACAAACCUCAGUUUGAGCACCACAAUCCAGGAGGACACGCCCAAGUCUGUGGAAAAGACGGCCAGCGUGGACGUCCUCGUCGAACCCUGCACCGAGGCCCUCAGUCAAGAAAUCCCAAUUUCGCCCCCUGCCAAUUCUGCAGAGGAGGGUUCUCUGUCACCUUCGAAAUUGGCAACGCCCGGCAGCUCCUUGUCCAUGUCCCCGCAGUUCAUGUCUCCGUUUGUGGUGACGGCCUUUGGUUCGAUGGACCGGAAGCCGUCGGAUGUGACCGGCUUUUUGGCCUCGGCAGGGAAGUUUUCAGACCCUGCGGAAGAACUUGGCAGGGAAAACGCGCACUUCAGUGUUUCGGAGGCGAUGAUUGCUGCCAUAGAAAGAGCCAAGUGCGAGAGAAAUGAGAAAAAUGCCAAAAGGAAACUUAGGAAGGAGUCAAUCACUGAUGACACCUUGAAUAGUGAGGAAGAGGACGACGUGGAAAUUGCCAGGCUGCAGGAAAAAAUACGAGCCCGCCGCAGGGAAAAGGAAUUGAGAGAAAAGAGACUUAUCUCGCGCACAAGAAGGGUCACCAGAGCCAGGAAGCAACUAAAUACCAAUCCCUUGACUAGUGAUGGACGCACAGACACGCCGAACACUGAUCAGUCGAGUGUCACUCCGCCAUCCUCUCCCUCCUCCGACAGCGAAGAAGAUAAUUCUCAAGACCACUUGAUUGAUUCUGAUCAGCCAGGAGCGCCUUGUGACAAUCUGGCAAGAGUCGGAGUGUCUGGUCUAUCAAUGUCGCUUGCUUCCCUCUACUCUGAAUCGGAACUGGCGUCGAGGCAGCCCAACUGUAUCCUGGAGGAAAGUGUCCAGUCGCACAAAAGCACAGCCGAAGGAGUGGCGUUUGCGUUGCUGAGUCAGUUCAAAGGAAAAGUCAUUCCCAACGAAUCGGAACUGCAGUGGCUGGUUUCGGAAAAAGAAGUGCCUCAAAAGCUGCUGCCUCUGCCCUCGAGUUGGCCCGUCAGUCCUGACGAUGCUGAAGACGAGGACAUGACUCGGGCGACACAACUGAGAGGAAAUUUUCAGUGGGCACCGCCAAGAGCUCAGAUCAUUUUCACUCCACACCCCUCUCCAAACAAAAAGAUUCUUCUGGGCAAGCAGAAUUACAUGUGUGCCGGUUGCGGCAUGAAAGUGGAGCCGCAGUACGCGAACAAAAUGCGCUACUGCGAAUAUUUGGGCCGCUUCUUCUGCACAGGGUGUCACGGCAACCAGCUGGCCAUGAUCCCAGGACGCAUAAUCACCAAGUGGGACUUCUCCAGGUUCCCUGUCUCUGCGUUUUCCUAUCGGCUGCUCGACCAAAUGCAGAAUGACGCCCUCUUCAGACUGGAAGACUUGAAUCCGAACUUGUUCCGCAAGUUCCGGCAGCUGGCCAAGUGCAAACUGGUGCGGGUGCAGCUGGCCGAGCUCUCCAGUUUCAUUUCACACUGCCGGUUCGCCUCCAUCGAGCGGACAAAACUCUCCAGGGAGCCUAGUCACCUGCCCAAAGACCCUGAUCUGUACUCCAUGGUGGACCUUUGCCAAGUCAAGACCGGAGAACUUGUGACCCGACUGCAGCACUUGGUCAAUCUGUGCCAGGAGCAUGUCGCAAAUUGCUCGUUGUGUCCGGCGAGAGGCUUCAUCUGUGAAAUUUGCAGGAAUAGUGAGAUUUUGUAUCCGUGGGACGUGGCCAAGGUGGUCAGGUGCAGACACUGCGGCUGCUGUUUGCACGCCAAGUGUUGGCACAACAGACACAGCCCGCCCACCAGCGCAGCUUCGCCCCAAGACUGUCCUCGGUGUUUCCGAAUAAGAGAACGCGAGCAACAAAAAUUAUUAGAAGCGUAGCAGCCCAUUCCAAAAAUAUUUAAUUACCAUUUAUUUUUUAAUGUCUUCACAUUUACCCAUUCCAUUGUGUCUAGUUUUAUGAUAGUUGCUGUGUGAAACUAUUUAAUUGAUCCUCAAUUGAAAAUAUAAACCUAAAUAAAUUAAUAAAAAUAAAGAAAUAAUAUAAAC